CGUUAUCGUAAUCACUAUGAUUCCUACUACAAUUAGAAUCGCAAUUAACCUCAUACUCACUUUGAUAAUUAUCCUAUUGAUCGUCGUUACCGUGGGUAAAUUAGAUAUUAUGGUCUUUAAUAUCUUGGAUAUACUGAGCGUCGUGAUCAUUGUAACCUUGCUGAUUCUCGGAAUAGGAGGCAUCGUAAGCUAACUCGGGAUCCUACGGAUUAUCGGUAACCUGGUAGACGGAGUGAGAAUCGUCUUGCUGGACGCUAUCCUCACAGGCGGCAUAGACAAACUCUGCUAAUUUUAUAUAAAGAGCUCUCAAAGCCAUAUAUAGAGAUGGGGACACUAUAGCUAAGAAGGUAGUCUCAUUACACAUCGCAGUUACCCGCCACUCAGAGGGUGUUUUGCUC
Lasiosphaeria miniovina is the source of this 398-nucleotide messenger RNA. RefSeq lists its product as uncharacterized. The record is from RefSeq and is a predicted model, not a curated record. The transcript has a single exon. NCBI's taxonomy places the organism in Eukaryota, Fungi, Ascomycota, Sordariomycetes, Sordariales, Lasiosphaeriaceae. The annotation marks the transcript as partial.